AUGGUGCCUCUAUACUUGGGUUGGUCCAAGUUGAGUGGAAUGCCUGAGGUGAUGGCUGUGGCUAGGGGUGGUGCAUUGAAGCAGUUGCUGACUAAAGUCACCAAGAACUCGCCCAAGAAGUGGAGGAAAUCUCGCAAGCAGAGCUAUUCCACUUACAUGUACAGGGUGCUGACCCAGGUCUACCCUUCUAACAGGAUCUCAUCCAAGGCCAUGAGUGUUAUGAAUUCCUUCAUUGUUGACAUUUUUGAGCCAUCGCCUCUGAGGCUUCACACCUCAUUCACUAUAACUAGCGCCACACCAUCUCGGCCAGAGAGAUCCAGAGCGCUGGCUGACUCAUGCUGCCAGGGGAACCGGCCAAACAUUAAGUCUCCGAAGGCACAAGAGCAGUCACCAAAUACACCAAUUCUGUUUAGGUCGAUUAUUCUAAAGAUUAUAUCCAUUUUAUAA
Molecule: messenger RNA, 447 nt
Organism: Carcharodon carcharias (great white shark)
Lineage: Eukaryota; Metazoa; Chordata; Chondrichthyes; Lamniformes; Lamnidae
Product: putative histone H2B type 2-D
Exons: 2
Coding region: 1-447 (148 amino acids)
Cellular component (GO): nucleosome
Molecular function (GO): DNA binding; structural constituent of chromatin; protein heterodimerization activity
Source: RefSeq, a predicted model, not a curated record